AUGGUAAGAUUUCUUUCAUUUAAAAUUGUAUCGUUCACUGAAAAUGAACUGUUUUCCACGCGAGCUGCCUUUAUUCCCGAUCGUUCAAGACUGCUAUAUCGUGAGAAAUUGCUUAUUGUCGUUGCCGCUUUGGCCGCGUGCGCCAGCGCCUCCGUUCCGGAAGGCGUAAUUGCUUCUUUAAUCGGCGCACAGCAAAGGACAGGAGGCGUCCCCCCUCAAGGCACCUUCCAAUACUCAUAUGAUACUGACACCGGAAUCUCCAGCAGCGCCCAAGGAAAAUUGAAAGUUGUUGGCAAGGAUGAAGUAGCCCUUGAGGUUUCCGGAUCCAACUCAUACACCUCACCAGAAGGCCAAAAGGUUGAGCUUACGUACAUUGCUAACGAAAAUGGAUACCAACCACAGGGUUCUCAUUUACCCGUACCUCCAGAACCUCUUCCAAUCCCAGAGUACAUCGUCCGUGCCCUGAAAUACAUCGAGGCGCACCCACCUCCAGUCCAGAAGCCCCAAAACUAAUAAGCUCAAUAUCAACGGAAACAGAUAAAAGUUUUUUUUACUAUAAGAAUGGUUAGGAUGGCAAUCCUACAUGUUAUUUUGUAACUGUUAAAGGUUUUAUUCUAUUGCCGAUGAUUUUAGGUUAUUAACAAACAAUUGUUCACACUGAGCGACACACGGUUAUUAGAACUUAGAAGUAGGUAUAAUAUAUUAAUGUCGUACACAACAAUUUUGUUAGCUUUAAAAAGUAUCAUUAAUAUGGACUCUAAGAUGUUUUUAACUCUUGAAGUCUGACUUUUUUAAAUAUAAUGUUGGAGAUU
Molecule: messenger RNA, 812 nt
Organism: Colias croceus (clouded yellow)
Lineage: Eukaryota; Metazoa; Arthropoda; Insecta; Lepidoptera; Pieridae
Product: larval cuticle protein LCP-17-like
Exons: 4
Coding region: 1-513 (170 amino acids)
Cellular component (GO): chitin-based extracellular matrix
Molecular function (GO): structural constituent of chitin-based larval cuticle
Source: RefSeq, a predicted model, not a curated record